This is a messenger RNA of Ceraceosorus bombacis, 521 nucleotides long. NCBI's taxonomy places the organism in Eukaryota, Fungi, Basidiomycota, Exobasidiomycetes, Ceraceosorales, Ceraceosoraceae. The record is from the annotation of a GenBank genome assembly.
GAGUGAUUUGGCGUUCAAUCCGAGUGGGUCGCGAAGAAUCUUCUCUAGGCUACACUACCACAAGUACCUUUAUCCUUCGCAUUCACGCGUUGCGACUCAGUGAGUGACGAAGCGGGGUCAACUUUUUUCCUUUCCGCAGAGCCAGCAGGACCAACGACCUCCUCGCUGCGGCGGCAUGGAAGGUCGAAACGAAGGUGGUGCGGUGCGACCCGACGCCCAUGACAGCUGUGCUGAUGCACGUCGACACAGCCUUGUGGACAGAUCCGCACUAAUCGUGAUUCGUGAUUGUAUGUAGUUGCCCAUCCAUGCAGCAUGACGAUUCAGUGAUUCAGACACGAGCAAUUAGGAGGCCGGAUCGGCGAGUGGAAAGUAGAGGCUGCAAAUCGGGUCUGGUGCGAGUCAAGAGUCAAGUGGCCUCAUCUCCCUCUUGCCAAAUAUAUAACCGCGCUCGGUCCACGUUGUCGCUGACCGCAUUCCUGUCCAACUGACCAUCGCGUCCUACGUCCUCCUACCACUUCCUG